UCCCGUUUAUUGUUCCGCCCCCGCGCGGCCUGAUCCGUGGUAGCGCCAUGAGGAGCCUGCUUGGUCGUUGGUGUUGGAGCGCUGCACCUAGGCGUCUGCGGUGCUCCGUGAGCGGAGAUCCGGCUCGGAGCUCGCAGCAAGAGCGGCCUGGCUCCUGCGGUCGCGGCGGAGCUGAGGACGGCCACCCGGUCGGCCUGCGAGUCUACAACAGCCGAACGGGCAGCAAGCAGCCUUUGGUGCUGUCGGCCCCUGCGACCGCCUCCUGGUACAGCUGUGGGCCAACAGUAUAUGACCAUGCUCACCUUGGACAUGCAAGCUCAUAUGUUAGAUUUGACAUCAUAAGAAGAAUAUUGACCAACAUCUUUGGCGUUGAUGUCACCAUGGUGAUGGUUAUCACAGAUAUUGAUGACAAAAUAAUACAGAGAUCUAAGGAGUUGAAUAUUCCCCCGAAAGUACUUACAUCCAUUUAUGAACAAGAUUUCAAACAAGAUAUGGCAAGCUUAAAGGUUCUUCCACCCACAGUAUAUAUGCGAGUAACAGAUAACAUUCCCCAGAUUGUGAAAUUCAUAGAGAGAAUCAUCUGCAAUGGCCAUGCCUAUUCUACCUCCAAAGGAAAUGUGUAUUUUGACAUCCAAUCUAUUGGUGAUCGUUAUGGAAAGUUUGCCAAAGUGUGCGAUCAAGUCACUGGAGAAUUAGAUGAAAGUGAUAAAAGGCACAGCAGGGACUUUGCUUUGUGGAAGACAUCAAAACCAGAGGAGCCAUUUUGGCCAUCCCCAUGGGGAAAUGGUAGACCUGGCUGGCACAUUGAGUGUUCGACAGUUGCAAGCUCUGUUUUUGGAAAUCAACUGGACAUCCAUUCUGGUGGAAUAGACCUGGCCUUUCCCCAUCAUGAGAACGAGGUUGCUCAGUGUGAGGCUUACCACCAGUGUGAGCAAUGGGGAGACUACUUCUUACACUCUGGACAUUUGCAUUUGAAAGGAAGUGAAGAAAAAAUGUCAAAAUCUUUGAAAAACUACAUCACAAUAAAGGAGUUCUUGGAAAAAUUCACUGCAGAUCAGUUCCGAAUGUUUUGCCUUCUGUCAAAAUACAGAUCAGCGGUGGAAUUCAGUGAUGCCAGCAUGAUGCAAGCUGGAAACCUUCUCCACUCCAUUGCAGCUUUUAUUCACGACGCCUCUGCUUACAUGAGAGGGCAACUGAUCUGCUCGUCAGUUGAUGAAACCUUGUUAUGGGAAAGGUUAAAUGCAACUAAAGCCGAUGUGAAGGCUGCCUUCGCUGAUGAUUUUGACACCCCAGGGGCUACUGAUUCAAUUAUAAAUCUUAUUCACCAUGGCAACAGACAGCUUCAAACUGUUUCCAAGCAGGAAAGAGAUUACCCUCGGAGUCCUGCUGUGUUCGGUGCAAUUAUUACUUAUAUCAAACAAUUCCUGGAUGAUGUUGGUAUUUCUCUUGAUGAUGAUCAGCUACUGACAGCAGACAGAUCUUCAGCCACCCUUCGCACUGUUGCCGAGCAGUUGGUAGCUUUUCGCCAGGAGGUCAGGAACUACGCUCUAGCAGUGGAUGAGCAAGAGGCAAGCUGCGGAGGCAGAGAACUGAGCAGGGAAGAGGGAGAGCGACAGAGGGAGCGUAGGAGGCAGCUGAAGAUUGAGCGACAGCCUCUCCUGAGAGCCUGUGACUCACUGCGGAAGGAUCUCAGUGCCAUUGGAAUCAACAUAAAGGAUAGAGGGAUGACUUCAUCUUGGGAGAUGACCCCGCAACUCGCCAACAGAAACACAGGUGAAACCUGACCACUGACAUCUGACCGUAGCGAGACAAUGUCGCAUAGUGGUCUCUGGAUGUUUUUUUUAUCCUGCUGUGAACGGAUCAGCUGAACUCACCAUUAGCCACACAAUGACGGGCUGAGCCAGAGGACUGAUUCAAGAUGAUUGCUAUCCCAGAACUAUAAGCAUAAGUUUUCCUAGUCUGAAGCUGGUCUGCAGAGGCUCUGCAAGUUGAAACACUUUGCCAAGCACACUGCUGUCAGGGAAGGAAUAUUUCCAACCAGGGAACGAACCAUCAUUGUCAUUCAGCGAGACUGUAGAAAGCUCUGUGAUCAUUGUGGUGCUGUGCAUCAAUGUAUUCAUCACUAAUAAAAAGAAAGUAAUCUUUGAAUAUGACAA
Molecule: messenger RNA, 2156 nt
Organism: Mobula hypostoma (lesser devil ray)
Lineage: Eukaryota; Metazoa; Chordata; Chondrichthyes; Myliobatiformes; Myliobatidae
Gene: cars2
Product: cysteinyl-tRNA synthetase 2, mitochondrial
Exons: 15
Coding region: 48-1784 (578 amino acids)
Biological process (GO): cysteinyl-tRNA aminoacylation
Cellular component (GO): cytoplasm
Molecular function (GO): cysteine-tRNA ligase activity; ATP binding
Source: RefSeq, a predicted model, not a curated record